Molecule: messenger RNA, 6972 nt
Organism: Bacidia gigantensis
Lineage: Eukaryota; Fungi; Ascomycota; Lecanoromycetes; Lecanorales; Ramalinaceae
Product: Type I Iterative PKS
Exons: 5
Coding region: 1-6972 (2323 amino acids)
Biological process (GO): fatty acid biosynthetic process; secondary metabolite biosynthetic process
Molecular function (GO): oxidoreductase activity; zinc ion binding; phosphopantetheine binding
Source: RefSeq, a predicted model, not a curated record
AUGCCCAAGGAGCGCUUUAAUAUAGAUGCAUUUUGGUCGGAAAAGAAGAACCGUGGCGCAACCAGAGCUAAAGGGGCCCAUUUUCUAAAGCAGGAUAUAUCAGAGUUCGACGCAAAUUUUUUUACCCUACCAAAGAACGAUGUUGAGGCCACAGAUCCACAGCAGAGAAUCAUGAUGGAGGUUGCAUACGAAGCCCUAGAACGUGCUGGUCUGCCCCUCGACAAGAUUGCUGGAACUAGAACGGGUGUGUUCAUGGGAUCAUUUACUAGCGACUACAGAGAGGGCAUGAUUCGGGACCCAGAUAAUCUCCCUGCCAACACUGCAACAGCAUCACCUACGACUGCACUGUCGGCACGCAUAUCUUGGCUGUGGGAUCUGCAAGGCCCAUGCUUCACUUUAGAUACGGCGUGCUCUUCUAGUCUCGUGGCAUUGCAUCUAGCAUGUCAGAGCUUGCGGACAGGAGAAUCUGAUUACGCUAUCGUAGGCGGAACUUCGUUACUACUCAAUCCUGAAUGGUUCACAAGCCUUUCAAACCAGGGAUUCAUUUCGCCUGAUGGAAAAUGCAAGAGUUUCGACGAGUCUGGAGAUGGGUACGGUCGAGGUGAAGGCUUUGGAUGCGUAAUCUUGAAGCGUGUGGACGACGCAGUUUCAGCUGGCGACCCUAUCCGAGCAGUCAUCCGUGGGAGUGGCUCGAACCAAGACGGGCACACGAAAGGUUUUACUGUCCCGAGCGCCGAUGCGCAAGCGAGGCUCAUCACAGAUGUCUAUCGGGGGGCAGGAUUGGAUUUCAACGACACUAGCUAUAUUGAAGCUCACGGAACGGGCACGCAAGCUGGCGAUUUCCAAGAGACAACAGCACUAGCUAGGACAAUUGCUUCGACCCACACAUCGAAGAACAAGCUCAUCAUUGGCUCAGUGAAAUCAAAUAUUGGCCAUCUUGAGGCAGCUGCUGGUAUCGCCGGAAUUAUUAAAGCCAUUCUGACUGUUGAGUCUGGGAUGAUUCCACCCAGCAUCAACUUUAAGAAGGGGAAUCCGAAGAUCAAGUUCGACGAAUGGAAUCUCCAGGUCGCAAGACAGCUUACGCCAUGGCCUACUGACGGCGUGCGCCGCGUCAGUACUAAUUCGUUCGGAUAUGGCGGAACCAAUGCUCAUGCCAUCGUUGACGAUGCUGCAUCCUACCUCCAAGGACGAGGAAUUACCACGUCCCCGCACAUUACUCCGGAAGACCGCUCAAGACCGCGACUAUUUGUUUUGAGUGCUCAGGACAGGGAGGGACUCAAGCGCGUGAAAGAGCCACUGGCAAAAUACGCAGUGGACAAAGGUGCCAAAUUAGAGAGCGACAACAAGGGGACCAACGAGUUCCUCUCGCAGCUGGCAUACACCUUGAGUGAUCGGCGCUCCCAACUCCAGUGGAAGACAUACGCAGUUGCAUCAUCACCUGAUCAGCUUGCUGAGACGCUGAAUGACGACGAAAAUCCAGCCCUCGUCGCGCAGUCCUCUCGACAGCCUCGGAUCGGCUUUGUCUUCACUGGCCAAGGAGCACAAUGGCCCAGAAUGGGUAUGGAGCUUAUGGCCUACCCCGUCUUCCGAGAUCGUGUACAUGAGGCCGAUCGCUAUCUGCAGGAGGUGUGUGAAUGGCCUCGUUCCGCGGUAGAAGAGUUGGAGAAGGGCAAAUCGAGCUCGCAGCUACAUUUGGCUGAGUUCAGUCAGACGCUGUGCACUGUAUUGCAAGUUGCUUUGGUUGACCUCCUCCGAACGUGGGGAAUUGUCCCUACAGCGGUUGCUGGCCAUUCUAGCGGUGAGAUCGGGGCGGCCUACGCUAUGGGUGCCUUAAGCAAAGAAGAUGCAUGGCGGGUGGCCUAUUACCGUGGUAUUCUUUCUACAAAGAUGAAGACUAAAUCUCCCCACCUGAAAGGUUCUAUGAUGGCGGCUAGUCUCUCUCCUGAGAAGGCCGCGGAAUGGAUCGCUAAGGUGACAGAGGGUGAGCUGGUGGUGGCCUGUGUGAACUCGCCUACUACCGUGACAAUCUCUGGAGAUACCACUGGCAUUGAACAACUGCUUGAGAUGCUUCAGAAAGAAGAUAUAUUCGCACGGAAACUUCAGGUUGACACUGCAUACCACUCCCCCCAUAUGCAGACGGUGGCGUCAGACUACUAUAGGCUUCUUGCGGACCUUGUUCCCUUGGAUCCAACUGGAGACUGUACAAUGCACUCUAGCGUCGAGGGCUCUAUCAUUGAGCCCGAGCAGUUGGGGGCGCUGAACUGGGUGCGUAAUCUCGUCUCGCCUGUUCAAUUUGCCGACGCAAUGUACGAUAUGUUACGACCAGUGAGGGACGGCAAACGCGCAGACGAGAACGCUGUCGACCUGCUGGUUGAGCUUGGACCGCAUUCCGCGCUCCAAGGUCCGACGACGCAGACGCUCAAGGCACGCAAUAUCACCAACAUUCCGUACCAGUCAGUUGUUUCUCGAAAUCAAAACGCGGUAGGAACGGCCCUGAACCUGGCUGGCGCGCUAUGGGCCCAAGGCUACGAAGUGGACAUAAAGCAGGUCAACGGAGACGCCAGCAAUCAAUUCGCUGCGCCACUGUUCGACCUUCCUACCUACCCAUGGAAGCACGCCCAGCGCUAUUAUAAUGACAGCCGCGUUGAAAACGAGUUUUUGCAUCGACCCCGUCCCAAACAGAGCCUCAUUGGUGCACCUGCCCCCGCCAUGGGCGAGGGUGAAUAUAUCUGGCGGGGUUUUAUUCGCCUGGCAGAAGAGCCAUGGAUUGGCGAUCACCAGAUUCAAGGCACUGUCCUCUAUCCCGCGGCUGGAUAUCUUGCUAUGGCCCUCGAGGCCAUUACACAAAUCGCCGACACAUCUAAGCAGAUAUCAUAUUUCCGACUACGUGACAUCCAAUUGACCGCAGCUGCUAUAAUCUCCGCCGAUGCCGACGUGGAGUGCAUUGUUCAACUUCGGCCUCAUUUGGCCAGUACGCGUGAUUCGUCAUCCACAUGGACCGAAUUUACCGUCACCAGCUCGCCUGAUGGCAAGACGCUUGUUAAGAAUUGCUCUGGUCUGCUGAUCGUCGAGCAUGAGCCUGCCCCAGGCUCCGAGGCCGGUCAGGAGAAGGCGCUGAAGCUACGAUCGCUGACGGAUCACUACGUUGAAGCAAAAGCCUCCUGCACCAGCCAGAUUGACUCCGAAGAGUUUUACAAUGAUCUGGACACAAUUGGUUUGCAGUACGGCCCCACUUUUGCUAAUGUCCGCGAAGUCCGCAAUGGCAACGGAAAGAGUUAUGGAGUGGUGGAGAUUCCAGACGUGCCCGCUUCGAUACCCGAAGGUUGCGACAGACCUCACCUCAUUCAUCCAGGCACUCUAGAUGCUAUUUUUCACCUUGCAUUUGCUGCCAUUAUGGGUGACGACCCGCUCACGGCCAUGGUACCUAAGUCGAUUGACGAGGUCAUCGUCUCUGCCUACAUUCCCUGGGCCCCAGGAGUCAAGCUCCCCGGGUUUGCAACGUCGGCGAAGCAUGGCUUCCGUGAGCUCAAAUCUGAUAUCACCAUGCUAGAUGACAAUGAACAUCUUCCGGCUGUCAAUAUUCGGGGCUUUUUAUGCGCCGAGGUCGCCGGCGGCUCAGCAGGCAACACACAGGCUUUACCUAAAUCCAUCACCAGCGAGCUAGUGUGGAGGCCUGCCAUUGACCUAUUGCCGGCUGAUGAACUUCAGCGGGCUCUUGCUCCCUAUAAAGGGACGCAAAAGGUGGCCGAAUAUGUCAAGCUCCUUCACCAUUCAAAUCCAGCCCUCUCAGUAUUAGAGAUCGCAAACGAUUCCUCCCUGCUUGCUAGCGGUGACCUGUCUAACAUACUUAGUACCGGGGAGGUCACUAUCACAUGGAGAGAUGCUGAGUUGAAGACCAAGCUAGAUGAGAGCGCCCCGGAUGCCAUCAUUGAGUCCCUAGAUUUCACUGAGGAACUUUCAUCAGAGUCGCUCAAAGAACGAAAUUACGAUGUGGUCAUUUUAUCAGAUCUCAGCUCAUUCGAUUCACACACAGAGACUAUACUCUCAAACAUUGCGAAGGUUCUGAAGCCCGGCGGCAAGGUGUGCUUUGAUGCGGAUAAAAAUGCUGUCGCUAAGGUCCAGUCAAGAUCAUAUGCUAAGGAAAUACGCACGAAAGUUUUCCACUCAGCAGAACACAGUUAUGUCAUAGGACAGAAGAGCUUGCCCAGCGACAGCAGCAAUGGUACAAGCGGGCAUGCUGACCCGGAUCGCAUCACACUCAUCCAGCCCGCCAAAUUAAGCAAUAGGGCUCGAGCAGUGGCGUCUGAUGUUAGCACAACUCUCCAGGAUGAUGGUUACGAGAUCGAUACAUUUUCUUGGGGCUCUGACGUAUCCACACUUGCAGGCAAGACAUGUAUCUCCCUACUCGAGUUACAGGAAUCUAUCCUUCAGGACCUCGGCGAGAGUGACUUCGAGAACAUCAAGGAAACUCUCCUAAAUUCGGCAGGCGUUUUCUGGGUCACUGCUUUUGACGACCCGAGCUCGAGUAUGAUUGAUGGCCUGACACGAGUCGUACGCAACGAGACACCAGGUCUAUCUCUUCGCACAUUCCAUGCCGGCGGGGCUUCUCUCUCCUCCACCCCUCGCCUGGCUAAGUUGAUUAGCAUUGCAUUCAAUUCGGAGUCUGAAGAGGACGAGUAUUCAGUCAAGGAUGACCUCUUGCACGUUAGCCGUAUCGAAGAAAACGUUGCUUUGAACGAUCAGAUCAAUGACCUGCUUCCCGGCACAGCCCGUAAUAUCACUGAUAUGCCCCUGAAAGACUUACAGUUCGGUGUGAAAAUGAGCAUUCAGACCCCAGGCAUGCUCGAUUCAAUUUGUAUGGUAUUGGAUGAAUCUGCUGGAACAGUGCUUGAGCCUGAAUACGUUGAGAUCCAGGUGAAGGCUUCAUCAAUCAAUUUCCGUGACGUUAUGGCUGCGAUGGGCCAGCUCCCCGAUUCGAAACUCGGUCUUGACGCAGCUGGCAUAGUCCGUCGGAUUGGCAGUGAUGUAACGAACUUCAAGGUCGGUGAUAGAGUGGCAGUAUACGGUCACGGCUCGCACAGAACUAUUCAUCGUACUCGAGAAGAGCUUUGCGCCUUGAUACCCGAGGGAAUGACCUUUGAGCAAGCUGCCUCUGUCCCAGCAGUCCAUGGUACAGCGUGGAACGCGCUUGUGCGGCUGGCUAAAGUUCAAAAAGGACAGUCAGUCCUCAUUCAUGCUGCUGCUGGUGGAGUCGGUCAAGCAGCUAUUCAGAUUGCGAGACACUUCGAAAUGGAAAUCUUCGCAACUGUCUCAUCUGAUACCAAGAGGGAGUUACUUCGUAGCACGUAUGGGAUCCCCGACGACCACAUCUUUAACUCACGAGGCCUCGAUUUCGGAAAGGGUAUCAAACGCAUGACAGAAGGGCGUGGUGUCGACGUUGUCCUCAAUUCACUCGCAGGUGAAGCUCUUCGCCAAACGUGGCACUGCAUCGCUCCGUUUGGCUACUUUAUCGAGAUCGGUCUACGAGAUAUCCUUGCCAACACGGGCCUAGACAUGUAUCCGUUCAAGCAAGAUGCAACGUUCUCUUUCUUCAAUCUCAAUCAUCUUGAGGAGAGCACGCCAGAGACCCUUGCCACUAUCGUCGAGGGCGCCUUCGAUUAUUUCCGCCGCGGAAUAUCAAAGCCGAUUGAACCGCUUGUCAGCCACCCUAUUUCCGAAGUUGAGAGUGCCUUGCGUCAGAUGCAGGCGGGCAAGUAUCUGGGUAAGCAGGUCUUUACCUGGGGCGACGACGAUGUCGUACCGGUUGUCCAACCCCCCAGGAGUACCCUUCAGCUCGACCCUGAAGGGGUUUAUGUGCUCUCUGGUGGCCUCGGAGGACUUGGAAGGAGUCUCUCAAUGAAAUUGGUUGAGCUCGGCGCCCGAAAAAUCUGCUUCUUGUCCCGAUCUGGCGCCAAAUCCGCCGGCGCAAAGGAAUUGGUCCACGACCUCGAGCACCUCAAUGUCCAGGUACAAGCGCUUGUGUGCGACGUCGCCAACGACAGCGCAGUCGCCGCAUCGAUCGCCAAAUGCACAAAAGAACUUGGCACUAUUCGUGGUGUCUUCCAAUGCGCUAUGGUCCUCCGUGACACCCUUUUUGUCAACAUGUCGCACCAGCAAUGGCUUGAGGCCACACGUCCAAAAGUCCAAGGCAGCUGGAACCUAUCCAAACGUCUUCCCAACGUUGACUUCUUCGUCUCCCUUAGCUCUUUCGCCGCCGUCUACGGCAACCGUGGGCAGACCAACUAUGGUGCCGCGGGAGCCUACGAAGACGCGCUAGCUCAUCACCGUCGUGCUCAAGGACUGCGCGCCACAACAGUCGAUCUCGGCAUCAUGCGCGAUAUUGGUGUGUUAGCAGAGACCGGCAUCACAGAGACCUUGAGAGACUGGGAAAAGCCCUACGGUAUUCGAGAGCCCGAGUUCCACGCUCUCAUGGAACGCGCCAUCGAGGGCGAUAUCCAAGGUACAGGUGGGCCGCAAGUCAUGACUGGUCUCGCCACAGGUGGCAGUGCCGUCGCCGCAGGAAUCGACCCUCCUUUCUACCUCGACAGCAAGCGCUUCAGCGUCAUGGCUCUCACCGGCAUGCGCAACCAGAGCGCUGGCGGGGCUGCCUCCGAUUCUACCUCAGCACCAACACAUACUCUCAUCGCAGCAGCGGAAUCUCUCGAGGAGGCAGCUACCGCUGUCACCAAUGCACUCGUCAAGCAAGUUGCUAAGAUGCUGCAGAUGCCUGUUGAAGAGAUUGAUACCGAGCGCUUCUUGCACAGUUAUGGUAUCGACAGUUUGGUGGCGAUUGAGCUAAUGAACUGGGCGCUGAAAGAGUUCAAGACUACUGUUACGGUGUUCGACGUGUUGGCUGGUGUGCCAAUAUCGAUCUUCGCAGCGAAAUUGGCAGCUAAAAGCACGGUCUUACCCAAGGCUUUGGUGCCCUCGUGA